Exaiptasia diaphana is the source of this 1025-nucleotide messenger RNA. RefSeq lists its product as uncharacterized. NCBI's taxonomy places the organism in Eukaryota, Metazoa, Cnidaria, Anthozoa, Actiniaria, Aiptasiidae. The transcript has a single exon. Gene Ontology annotation, molecular function: gamma-glutamylcyclotransferase activity. The record is from RefSeq and is a predicted model, not a curated record. Bases 204 to 662 code for a protein of 152 amino acids.
UCACAUUACUGAUCGGUAGGUAUGUCACUGGUAUUUUUAUCGCUGUCUCGGCUUAUCUAAYCAGAUUGUACUAUUGGUAAAUACCGCUAUCAUAAGUUACUGACUGAGUCAUCAUUUCCCUUARUAAGCAAGUUUUCAGAAACCUAAACCUCCAGUUUAAUACCUCGUGAAAGUCCAGUUCCUCAACUUCUACCAGAUAGGAAAUGGAAGAAGAAUUCGAAUAUUAUUUUGCUUAUGGAUCGAAUCUUAAUGCCGAAAGAAUGAAGGAAAGGCAAGCAGUGUACACAAGACGGGAACAUGCCGUUCUUCGUGGAUACAAGCUCGAGUUCGCUUUUAACAGUGGUUCUGGAUUUGGUUCUGCGACUGUGGUACCGGAGGAGAAUUCSAAUGUCCAUGGAGCUCUUUAUACUUUAGAAAAAGGAGGCCUCGCAAAGCUUGACAUAUUUGAGUGGGUUCCAAGAGGAGGAUAUGAAAGAAUUAACGUUAAAGUAUACCGCAGCAAUGGAGAAGCAGUGGAUUGUACGGCGUACGUUUGCACCGAAAAGUUUUUCAAAUUGGGACUUCGUCCUUCUAAGGAGUACUUAGGUCAUUUACUGAAAGGCAAAGAUUUACUUCCUUCGAGUUACUACAGCUUUUUGGAAAACCAUGAAUGUGGGAAUUGAACCUUUAAAACUUAACGACGAAUUAUACCGGGAUUAUAGGCUAGAUCGAAUUGAAACUACGUUUGCACUGUCACGUGUUCAGGGAGGAAGGAGUUUGCCCUGGGAAUCAUGAUACAAGGUCACAAUAAUAUUCAACUUUAUUAUAUACAUGCAUUACAGUAUUCGAUAUUCUAACAGGUGUGAAAAUAUCAGAAAUACAAAAGAAUUGCGUAAAUAUAAAUUGUAUUGUGUAUUGAUUUUUGUCACUUGUAUAGACAACAAAAGGUCAUUUGAUAAGAUAAAUUGCAAAUGUUGUCACUGAAUAUUCGUGCAAAGUUAAAAAAUGACUAUGCAAAUGAAUUUGUUGUUGUCUGUGUGUCUUUA